Messenger RNA from Cladocopium goreaui, 4983 nucleotides. The record is from the annotation of a GenBank genome assembly. Lineage: Eukaryota; Dinophyceae; Suessiales; Symbiodiniaceae.
AUGCCAGUGCCAGCGUCAGGCACCGCAAGGGUGGAACCGAGGAUGCUGGCGCUGGAGGAUAGACCUGCUGGGCCAGCAAGUUCGGUGCCAUGCAAGUCUGCAGGCGCUGACUUGGAGGAGAAAAUGCCGCUGAUGCAGGCGGAAGCAAAGGAAGAAGGGAGAGUUGCGCCGCCUCCGGGCGGACCGCUGGAACAGAGUUUGGCUGCGUUGGCGCACGCUCACUACCAGAAGGAGCUGCCGGAGAGGCCUGGGUUAACGGCCAGUGGUGCGGAGAAUUCUUCGAAGGCGAAGGGCUUGAAGCGUCCCGCUUCGGUUUUGCGCAAGCCGUCAGCAUGCAAGUCUUCGUUGGAUUCGCACCCUGCCGUGGCGAAGCGUCCGGCAGCGAAGCAAAUGGGGAGGAAGGAGACUGCGAAAGCCACGCAAGACGCAAAGCAGAAUGAACUAGCCGUGAAGGCCAACAGAAAGAAAGCUGGUGGGAUCAAGAAGAAAGCUUCCGCCGUGAAGGCGGGUGAAAGAAAUGCCUGCCUAUGGGCGCGCCUCGCCAUCCAUGUGAUGCCCGCUGCCAUGCCUGGUGCGCGCUGCCUACGGGCAGCGCAACUAUAUAGCUACGCUCGCCCACGGGCGGCGCAGCUGCAUUGCGUGGUCGCACAUGGGCCGCGCAAGUUCAGACCUUGGCGCACGCCUACGGGCGGCGCACCAAAUAAACCUUUUGCUCGCCUAUGGGCAGCGCAGACCAAGACCAUCGCGCUCGCCUACGGGCGGCGCAGGCUGGCGACAUCACGCUCGCCUAUGGGCGGCCCAACAACAUGGCGCUCGCCUACGGGCGGCGCGCGUCAACAACGUCGCGCUCGCCUACGGGCGGCGCAGGCGAAAGGUCAGCGUGCCUACGGGCACAGCAGUGGAAGACUCGCCUACGGGCGGCGCAGGCGAAAGGUCAGCGUGCCUACGGGCACCGCAGUGGAAGAUCAGAGCGCUCGCGGCAGGUCCUCAUCCCAGUCAGACCUGGGAUAUCGCUCCAAGGAGCGGCAGCACUCUCCAGCAGAGGCGCCCGCUGCCGCAGAGGCAGCGGACACAGAGGAAAAAGAAGAGGAGGCGGCAAAGGGAGAAGAUAAGGCUGCGGAGAGUCGUCAGGAAGAGAAAAAGCAGCCGCAAAAGGCUGCCACAGUGUCCCAUGCCAAGCCAAGGGGUGGUCACCGCCAGUGGAAAAAUUCCUCGAGGUAUUACAAGCUCGGGUAUGGAACUUGGCCCUGGUGUGAAUGGAUGGCCCAGCAAAAUGAAGCUCAUGAAAGAGCCUCCUGGGACGCGUGGCUGAGAGGACAGCGGGCACCGCCAGAGCCUCCGGGCCCCCCUCCGCGCCUGCAGUCCAACAGCCGUUCGCGGUCCCGCCGCACCAGGCGGAGGGAGCGGGAAGAGGAAGAGAGGAGCCGCAGGCGAUCGCACACAGAGCGUCGCCGCAGGCGCAGGUCGUCGACGGAGGGAGACACGUCCCGCAGACACAGGGAACCGCGGGACACGCGGUCACGCAGUCCCGCAGAGCGAAGGCGCCGAAGGAGGCGGGCCUCACAGGAGACAGAACCGCCGCUGAAAUCCCGGUCGCAAGAACAAGAAGAAGAAAGAACCAGGGAGCACUUCCGGCGUCUCGCUGAAAAGGAAAAGGCGGAGAAGGAAAAGGCGGCGCGCGCUGAGCAGGAAAAGGCUGCGCGCGCAGAGCAGGAAAGGGCGGCGGCCGCUGAGAAGAAGCGAGCCGCCGUUCCGUCUGCCUCGCAGACAAGUAAGAAGCUUCAGAAGCAGCAAUCUGCGCCUAUCCAGAAAGGACAGCAGACCCGAUCUCCCAGUGGCGACGGCAGUCCCUCGGAGGAAGAGGACGCAGAAGAGCAAGAGUCCACCUCCGGAGAGUCGGGCUCAAAGGAAGAAAGUUCCCCUGCACCCGAAGCCGCCCAGGCUGCGCCUGCAGGGGCAGUGCCAGCAACGAAGGCGAAGACGCGCACAAAGGACCCUCAGGCAGCUGGCAGGAAGCCCCCGGAGGCCGGGACCGCAAAGGCAGCGGAGAAGUCUGCGCGCCGCCAAGGGGAGACGAAGAGCGGGGUGCCAGAAGGCUCAACGGCACCAGCUUCUAACGCCGCUGCAAGGCGGGAGAUGGCGGUGGCUCUCCUGGCGGUCGCGAUGCGGGAGGGCAUGGCGGACUGCUGUUGCCGGCAGGGCAGCGAAGGCACCCCUGCAGCGGCCCCAGACGCGGCAGCGCCCGCAGGUUCGACCAGUGAGUCCAAAAGUCCGGAGGGCGCUGCCACCGCCGCUGAGCCUGUGACUUCUCUUUGCGCAAAGUGCAGAGUGCAAGCGAAAACGGCGGAGAUGAUUGGCCGAGAAGGCUACAGAGUGGAACUGAAGUACGUGUGCAAGCCAUGCCACGCUACGCAGACACAGCUGGCGCGCAAGGGCCUGCAGUUGCACAAAUUGCUUGGCCAAACGCGCUUGGUAGAGUUCUUCAGUGAAGCUGCGCUUGAGCGCAAGAACACGGAAGACGGUCGUCUUGCCUAUGGGCAGACCAGGGCCGUGCUCAAGCGCCAUAUGGUGCAAGAGAUCAUCCACAUGACGAAGGACACGCAAGAAGCUGAGUGGCAGCCCCUUUCAUACUACGAAUUGAAAGGCUACAAUACUGCUGCCAUCGAAGCAAUGUGUCCGAUGGAACAUCACCCAGUUCUUGGACCAACGUACAAGCUCGCCAUCCACACAGAAAGCCAUGGCACCAUCACGAAGGACGUCGAGAAACGCAUCACAGAGAUGGAGAACGAUGCAAUGCAGCGUCAGAACUCUGUCGCUGCAGGCGUUCCCCAAAUGGACUUAGAGGUGUCUGUCGAGCGCGCUGUGAAGCGCAAAGGGCCACUGAGCGAAGAAGAGAAAGAAGUAAAGAAGCAGCUGCGUGUCGCCCAGAAGGCGGCCGAAGCGGACCGAAAGUCCGCCACUGCCGCGGCUGCGAAGCAUGUGGCCGGAUUGAAGGCUGUGCUGGUCAAGCUGGAAGAAAAGAAGAAUGCUUUGGGUGAGGCUUUUGACGCGUUGCCUAGCGCUGCAGUCGAUGAGGUCAAUAGCAACAUCAACGACCUGCAGGAGGUGGUGUCGGAAGCCACAAAGCUUCUCGAUGCGGCCGCCAAAGGAAAGUCUCUGAAUGAUGCGGUGUCAUUCAAAAAAGACAAGGACUUGGGAAGCAAGAUCAAGUCUGGGAACGCAGCUCUCAGGAUCCUGAAUGAAAUCCUUCGUGCUGAGAAGGAUUCCGACUUGGCGCAUGGUGCUGUAGAACUGUUGAGAGAAAUCCUGGUGGCGGUUCGCAUCUCAGAUCGCUACCCGCAGAUGAAGCAGGCACUAGAGUUUGUGAAACUCGCGUUGUUGCUUCUGAAGGGAUUGCUUCUGCGCUGGAAUUGUUAUGAUUUUCCGCCGAAGGCCCAGGAACUUCCAUUGCAGAAGUUACCGUUGGUGUGCCCAAAUCACUGCUGGCAUGUGGAGCAUCCCAAUCGUUCCACACUGGCGGCGGAAGUGAAAUCGAGCUUGCGAUUCAUGGAUCUCAACGCCCUGGUGUUCGAGCAUGAGCCAUGGGUUUGGCUGUAUCAUUGCCUGGACGCCUUGGAUAAAAAUUGCGCCAUGCCGGUCCUGGAAGAAGGAAAUCCCCGCAAGAAAGCUCGGUUGCCAAGCGCCAUGGCGCGAUUCAGUGAGAAAAGUAUUUGGAGCAUGAGCCGCCUACUGGAAGGCAAAGAAGCCAAAGGUCAACCCUCUGGCGCGGCGCGGCGGCGCUUUGCCGAGGCAAUCGCUCCCUUUCGGGCUUGUUACGAGCAAGUAACGGCACCGAACAAGGAGCCGUCGCUACCUGACAUCCAGUGGGCGUUCGCCAAUGUAAGAACGCUGUUACGCCGUAUGGCGGCGGUGUGUCCAAGCAUAGUUCCGUUCCUGCAGCAGCAGGCGCAGCCACUGCGGUGUGUAUUUAGCCAUGACGAGUGCACGGCGGGGAAUGUCUUGGCCAUUGACCAAAGACAAAAGGCAACGCUAUGUUACUUGUCGAUGGAAUGCAUGGCUAAGUGGAGCGAAUCCCCGCACGCGUGGAUCCCGCUUUCAGCCGUCACUCAUGCGCAGGUCGCGAACGCACGCGGUGGCAUGGGGCGUGUGCAUCAGAGUCUUAUUGAGGCUUGGGCGAAACAAAAAAUGGACGAGCCAUGGGAGCUUGUGCCUGGCUUCUCAAUAUGCUUGGUGCUGACUUGCAUGGUGGCGGACCAUGAUGCGCAGCGCGGCGCUCUCGCCGCCAAAGGCUCAGCAGGUCUCAAGCCGUGUGCCUUUUGCGUGAACUGCAUAGCAAAGAACGCGGAAGCCACGGCGCAAAGAGAUCCGCAUUUCCGCACCAUCGCAGAAUGUGACUUUGGCAUGUUCCAUCAACAUUCGACGGACGCGCUGCGGCAAUACAUUGGCAAAGCUCUCUCACUACCGAAGACAAAAGGCGAGCAUGAGCUACAGGAGCGGGUACUCGGCUACAGAAUCGAAAGAGACAACAUGUGGACGUCUCCCAUGUGUAUGCAAACGUUGCCAUUGGAGAGCUAUGUGAACGACAGCAUGCAUUGCUACUUUUCCUGCGGCAUUGCCUGCGUCGAAAUUGCAUUGCUCGUCGACCUGGUGCAGAGCGUAACCGCAAAAUCUAGUUCAGACAUAUUGCAGUGUGUCCUUGCUGCUGGCUGGCAACGGCCGGGUCAGCAUCUCCGCCGUGGCGAAACCCAGUUCUAUACAAAAAGAUUAUUUACAGCGGCCUAUUUCACCGCUGCAAUAUACAAGGGAAAUGCGAAACAAACAAUGGCGCUGCUUCCCUUGCUGCGUUGGGUGUGUGAAAGUCUAUGGCUGCGGGCGCCAGAGCUCGAAACAGCUGCGGCUUGUUUCUUGAAACUCUGCGCCUGCGUGGAAUGCAUCAGCACAAUAAAGGAAACCAAGGCCUUUGAUCAGCUGCAUGCAUUGUAG